Messenger RNA from Acaulospora colombiana, 737 nucleotides. The record is from the annotation of a GenBank genome assembly. NCBI's taxonomy places the organism in Eukaryota, Fungi, Glomeromycota, Glomeromycetes, Diversisporales, Acaulosporaceae.
AUGAGAUCUUGUUGGUGGUCGGGUGAAAGUCGUGGUGUAUUGAGUUGUGCCACUGAGAACCCUUCUCGCAUGUCUCUUUUGUCAAUUUCAUGGGAAACAAAGGCAGUACGGAUUAAAGUAACUAACCACCAGAUAACCAAACCUACAAAGGCUAUCCUCGAUGCACUCAACUCGCUUGAAGAUUCGAAUGACGUCAUCUCGAGAGACAUUUUGUACGAGGUCCUAUCGAUACGUGCGCCAAUACGACAUUUCAUGCCAGAGCUAUCCCCCAAAGAUGCAGACCUAUUUCUGCAAAAGAUGGAACACUAUGGACUGCUCAAGGAGCUAAAUCUCCUCAUUGAAUCACCGCAGCGAACUGUUACGACCUGCAACAAUGAGAUCGACGUCCUACAACCAGAUAGCAGUCGUCGCAUGGCUCUAAUGAUCCCAUUUACAUUUCUUUCCCUAUGUCACGUUUCGAGAGAGUUGAGCCGACCAUGGUCAACCUUGUUCCUUUACAUCAUAAUCGACCACGCUGCCUACGAGAUCAUGGCAACCUUAGGAUGGAAAUCUCUCUGCUUUAUAUCUGGACUAACCAUUGGAGGGAUAUUGGCCCCAUUGCUGGAGAUAUUGCUCCCUCGUUGGCUUUUUGAGCAAAUGUUGCUGUGGAGUCGGAUCGCUCAGCUUGGUGCUUUCUUACACAUCGUUUGUAAGCCUUAUACAUGCCCGCAAAUGGGGUAUUCGAGAUAUUCGGUAGA